This is a messenger RNA of Magallana angulata, 4370 nucleotides long. RefSeq lists its product as uncharacterized. The record is from RefSeq and is a predicted model, not a curated record. NCBI's taxonomy places the organism in Eukaryota, Metazoa, Mollusca, Bivalvia, Ostreida, Ostreidae. The transcript is spliced from 2 exons. Bases 363 to 4370 code for a protein of 1335 amino acids.
UGCUGUCUAUAGUUUAAAAUUUAAAUUCUUCAGAAAUAUUUUUGUACAAGUUAACCACUCUGAGUUUAGUAUAUCCGGUAAUCCUUUUUGGUACAAGUUAACUACAACGUAUAUCUGGUCAAUCACUCACUUCCUGUCAGCCUUACUGACCAGUCCGGUCUCACUUUGUCUAUCGGCUUCAAUCUUGUUAGAUGCGUGCCUCGAGCCACUAAUUUUUUACCAAUAUUAUUCACGACGGCAACGUUUUCCACACAAAAUAAACUAUGAAACCCGUGUGACUUUUGUUUGCGUUGUGCGUUGUGCAAGGUUAGCUAUCUGCCUGCACCAGGCAGAAUAGUAAAAAAUUAGUGAAUUCGUUUGGCAUGUCUGCUGCGGAUCGACGGAUACGGAAACUCACACCCAAAGGCCUCGUCAUGUUCAACGAACAGUGUGAAAAAUUGAAAAGUAAAACCGAUGAAACCUGGGCGGAAGUGGAGGAUGCGCUUGUAACAUCUGGAACAUGCGCAAAGGACUUCCACAAAAUAAGAGAAGUAGAACGUUUAAUUUCUGUGAAAUUCAAAGAUUUCUGUAUCGCUAGUGAAGACUAUAAGAAAUAUCUACUUUCUCAAAAUACAGAGGAUGCGGUCAACUUGUUAAAUGAAUUAGAAGUUUCAAUGAACAAAUGUUUUUCAAUUGUAAAAAGAACAAGUGAUGAGUUGAAGGAAACCAAAUUUGAACUCCUUGAAACACUAAGUCAUGUGUCGUCUAAUGUAUCAAGUUUUCAAAGAGCUAAAGCGCAAGCUGAAAGGGCGAAACUAGAACUGAUCAAGAAAGAAGGUGAGCUUUUAAAACAAAAAACUGAUAUCGAAGCAAAAAUUAGUAUCGUCAGACAGGAGAAAGAAAUCAUCUCAGCAGAAGCGGACUUCACAGAAGAAGAAAAGAUUGAUCUUCCGAUCUACUCAAGGGAACAGAUGACGAGUGCGUUUAUCCUCAAACACGACCAUAACCCAUCAAAUACCGAGGAUGGCCACAUUCAACAAAAUCAACCAUAUUUUGAACAGAAUCCACCAAUCAGUGUUCAACAUCCAGAGGCGGAUGGCCGACAUCCGGGAUAUCUAAAUGCAGUUAAUCAAGGUUGUGUUCCUUCAAUUCCAAUUCAUCAAAUGCAUCAAUUGUGUGCGCCUUCUAAUUCAGUGAAUCCAGUUUGUUCUACCUCGAUUUCAGUGCCUCAAGUUUGUGCUUCUCAAAAUUCAGUGUCUCAAGUGAAUGUCCCUUUAAAUUCAGUGUCUCAAGUGAGUGUUCCUUCAAAUUCAGUGCCUCAGAUGCGUGUUCCAAAUUCAGUUGAUCAACGGAGUGCUCCAUUGGAUGCAGCUUCUCGAGUGUUCGUUCCCUCGAAUUCAAUGCGUCAAGUUUGUGUUACUACAAAUUCAUUGCCUCAUGUAAUUACCGCUCCAAAUCUAGUACCACCACGGACCGACAACACUUCGACAAUGGCCGACUUUUCAAAGUUUUUGCUACGCAAGGAUUUUCUACUCACAAGAUUCACCAACUUUGAUGAUCGUCCAGAAAAUUUCAAUUCUUGGAGUUCUUCAUUCCGGAGUGUUAUUCUAGAACUUGGUGUCACAGAGUUUGAGGAAAUGGAUCUACUUGUGAAAUGGUUGGGUCCAGAGUCGUCAAAGUUUGCACGCACACUGCGCUCCGCAAACACCCACAAUCCUAGCCUAGGUGUAAAGCGUAUUUGGGAUAGACUGAACGAUAAAUAUGGGAGACCUGAGAUGGUGGAACAUGCUCUAAAACAGAAACUACACUCGUUUCCAACCCUCAAAAAUAAAGAUCAUGCCAAAUUGUAUGAUCUCGUGGACAUUCUCACCGAAAUUGAAUCGGCGAUGACUAAUCCAAAAUACGAAAUUUGUCUGAGCUACUUCAAUUCAUCUACUGGAGUACUACCCAUAGUUGCCAAACUACCCAUAUCUCUACAAGACAAGUGGACCUCUCAAGCAGCUGGAUAUAAAAAACGGAAUGAUGUAGCAUUCCCUCCAUUUUCCUUUUUUGUCGAGUUCAUCCGUGAAAUGUGUGAAAUCCGUAACGAUCCUGGACUUGUAUGUCAACCGUCCACAAACACAAACAUGGCAUACAGCAAACCUAGACCUACUGGCGCAGUCAUUUCUCGUAAAGUUGAAAUUGUAUCAUCAACUCCAUCAACACGUUGUCCCAUACACAAUGCUGGACAUUCUUUGAACGAAUGCCGUGGCUUCAAAAGAAAAUCACUACGUGAGCGUCAAAACAUUCUACGUGAUAAGAAAUUAUGUUUCCGAUGUUGUGCCUCACCAAGUCAUGUGUCCAAAAAUUGUACAGCGGACAUUAAAUGUGAUAUUUGUGGUAAUCCUUAUCAUGUCACAGCGAUGCACAUUGAUCGUCGUCCUUCAAACCCCGAAUCCCCUACACCAGUCUCAACAGCAAAAACUGCCUUAAGCAAUGGCGGGGAGUAUGAAGAAGGAAAACAUGGGAGUCGUUCUUGCGGGAAGAUCGUUUUAGUGGACGUGUUUUGUCAAUCAAAUCCUGCGAAAGUUAUCCGUGUUUAUGCGACAAUCGAUGACCAGAGCAACCGGACGUUGGUGUCCCCUUAUUUGAUAGAUCGACUCGGAGUUACAGGAGAAUGUAAACCCUACACUCUUACGUCAUGCUCCGGUGUAACGACAGUCGCUGGACGCCGUGUGAACGGAUUAUGUGUCAAAGCCUUGGAUGGUACAACUACAUUCAACUUACCGGAAGUCAUUGAAUGUGAUUCUAUUCCUAGUGAGCAUCUAGAAAUACCUACUCCCAAAGUCGCUCAAUCACAACCGCAUCUACAAUGCAUUGCACCUUUCAUACCACCCCUAGAUCGCAACGUGAAUGUUGAACUGCUCAUAGGACGUGACUUAACCGAUGUACAUCAUGUGCGCGAACAAAUUACUGGCAGCCAAGGUCAACCCUUUGCUCAACGUCUUCCACUAGGAUGGGUCGUCAUUGGUGAAAUUUGUAUUGAUAAAGUUCAUCCUCCAAAGGAAGUGAAUGUAAACAAAACGCAUAGUCUUAAUGACGGAAGGUGCACCACCUUUCCAGUGUGUCACAACAAUAUCAAUGUCAAGGACAAUGAUGAUGACAUAUUCAUACGAACACCAUUUGACAACAAGAUUGGACCUUCUGUUGAGGACCGCAAGUUUGUAGCUCUUAUGGACGCAGAGUUCCACAAAGACACUGAUGGUUUUUGGUCCGCACCAUUACCUUUCAAGGAGUCAAAACCAGUGUUGCCUAACAAUUAUUCACAGGCCUGGAAACGUGCUUUGAUCCUCAACACAAGUUUAAAGAAAGAUCAUCACAAACGUCAACACUUCUUUGCAUUCAUGUCAAAAGUCUUAGCUAGUGGGGCAGCAGAAGUUGCUCCUUCCGACAUACCUGGGGAAUGCUGGUAUUUACCCCUUUUUGGGGUGUACAAUUCGAAAAAACCGGAUCAAAUCCGAGGAGUAUUCGACUCGUCGGCUGUGUUUCAAGACGUUUCAUUGAACAGUGUGUUAAUGUCUGGACCAGACUUAACAAACAACCUUGUUGGAAUCCUCAUGCGUUUCCGUGAAAAUGCAAUUGCUAUCAGUGGUGACAUUCAGCAAAUGUUUUAUGCAUUUCGUGUUCAUGAGGAUCAUCGUGAUUACCUCAGAUUCUUUUGGUACGAGGAUAACAACUUUGAAAAACCUUUAAUACAAUACCGAAUGAAAGCUCACGUUUUCGGUAACACACCAUCUCCAGCUGUUGCCACCUAUGGACUUCGAAAAGCAUCAUCUGUUGGUGACGAUGAUGUUCGUAAAUUUGUUUACAACAACUUUUACGUCGAUGAUGGACUGACGUCGCUUGCUACAGAAUCAGAAGCAAUCAACCUGAUGAGAAAAACACAAGCAACACUGAAAAACAACGGAAACAUUCGUCUCCACAAAAUCGCUUCAAACAGUGUGAAUGUGAUGAAAUCAUUUCCUAUAGAUGAUCUAGGAAGCGAUUUGAAGGAACUAAAUCAUUGUGCAGACAUAUGCAACUUACCUGUACAACACAGUUUAGGAAUGCACUGGGACUUAAACUGUGAUAUGUUUGUGUUCAAAAUCUCUAAUGCUGAAAAACCUUACACCCGCAGAGGCCUUCUAUCUACAAUGAACAGUAUCUUUGAUCCAAUGGGAUUUAUUUCUCCAGUCACUAUCAGUGGAAAAAUUCUACACCGUGAACUUGUAUCACCUGGAUGUCACUGGGAUGAACCACUUACGGAGGAACAUUUGAGAAGAUGGCGAAUCUGGAUUGAUUCAUUACAAUCUGUUAAUAACUUCAGAGUUCCCCGAAUGAUUGUAGCCACUUCCAUUUCUUUGGCUCAUUAA